AUGGAUAAAUACGAGGAUCUUGGACUUGAGGCGAGUAAGUUUAUAGAGGAUCUAAACAUGUAUGAAGCAUCCAGAGAUGGCUUGUUUCGAAUGAAGAGGGACGCGGGAAAUAACCCCGACUUUGAAGAGACGAGGAAAGUUUUCGCCUCCAAAAUGACAAAAAUCCACAUGCAGAAGCAACAGGAGGAGAUGGCCAAAAGCAGCCAGGCCAUCCGGAUGAACGGGGGCCACAGCAGCAGCAGCACGUACUACACCAGAGACAGACCGCCCAUCAACAGCUCCAGACAGCCGGGCGAGGCGUCCGCCAAACCCCCGAUCCUCUCCGGGCCCGCGCCCGGGAGUCCGCUGGAGGGCCAGAGGCCCCACACGGGAGUGGGCUACGACAAUAAGGACCGCUCGGAGCCGCACGCACACCCGUACGCCGACGCGUGCGCGCCCGCUCCUGGGCACUCUGGUGCGGGCGCACGGCCCCGGAGCCCCGGCAGCCCGGCGGGCCAGCCCUCCCCGUCCCUGCCGGGGAUGGGUGCGUCCCUGCCGGGGAUGGGUGCGUCCCUGCCGGGGAUGGGUGCGUCCCUGCCGGGGCCCCAGCGCCCGCAGGCCCCCUCCGGGGUCAGCAGCCCACCGCCGCCCCCCCAGCAGCAGAGUCCGGCCUCCGGCCCCUCCGGGGAGGCCACGGGGUGGCCGGGCGAGGCCCGCCCAGACCUGAUCCCCGCCUUUCCUCUGAGCGCCUUCACAGGAGGAGCUGACCUCCACGUCCAGCAGCCCCCCGCCCAGCCCGCCGUGCGUUACGUGCCGGCCGCAGCCCCUCACCCCUCCGUCGGGCUCAACGGCCCCGCGGCAGCCUCCCCUGUCCGGGCCCCGGCCGCUCCCACCCCCGGCAGCCUCUUCAGGAACACCAGCCACCCGGCGGCCGGCCCUCGGGUCAUCAGCGCGGAGGCCCAGGUCCUGCCGGGCCCUCGGGUCAUCAGCGCUGAGGCCCAGGUCCCUCCCGCCCCCCCGCCGGUGCUCCCGGGGCCCAACGAGCAGCCGCCCUCAGCCGCCGAGAUGAAGCUGGAGGCCCUCACUAAGCGGCUGGAGAAAGAAAUGGAUGCCCAACCGAAGGCCGACUACUUUGGAGUCUGCGUGAAAUGUAGUAAAGCGGUUUAUGGAGCCAGCCAGGCCUGCCAGGCUAUGGGCAGCCUGUACCACGACACCUGCUUCACCUGUAGUGCCUGCAGUCGAAGGCUGAGAGGGAAGGCUUUCUACUAUGUUGGAGGGAAAGUUUUCUGUGAAGAGGACUUCCUGUACUCUGGUUUCCAGCAGUCUGCUGACAAGUGCAACGCAUGUGGACAUCUGAUCAUGGACAUGAUCCUGCAGGCCCUGGGCAAGUCCUACCACCCCGGCUGUUUCCGCUGCGUGAUCUGUAACGAGAGCCUGGACGGAGUGCCCUUCACUGUUGACACCGAAAACAAGAUCUACUGCGUCAAAGACUACCACAGGGUCCUGGCGCCUAAAUGUGCAGCCUGUAACCAGCCUAUCCUGCCCUCAGAGGGGUCUGACGAAACCAUUCGAGUUGUGUCCAUGGACAAAGACUAUCACGUGGAGUGUUAUCACUGUGAGGACUGUAAGAUGGAGCUGAAUGAUGAGGAGGGCCACCGCUGCUACCCCCUAAACGGCCAUCUUCUCUGCCACGCCUGUCACUUGAAGCACAUCCAGCCUGUCUGCCCCCCCUCGGUCCCCGCCGCCUCCUUCUAACCCUGGCCAAGGCGGAGGGAGACACCUGCUGGAUCUGAGGGGGAACGUCCAGACCCGGGAAGCAGGAGUGGAUAUUUUUUUCUCAGUUCUUGUUGUAGAGGAUUGACUGAAUCGAAGCAUCACAUUCUAACGUUGUCCGAUGUGUAUUUAUAGGCAGGGAUGCGGACAAAGCCUCGCUUAUGGGGAAUCUUUGAUGGGUGUGACCCAGCAAUGAAGUAUCGUCAUACACCAAAGCUGAACUUUGCUGAAGUGUUUUCAUAUCAUUAUUUUUGUAUAGAUAUCAGCUUUGGGGCCUUUGUAAAUAUCCUACUGCCUGCUCAUUGAAGAUGCUGUGUGCCUUCAGCUUCACAUUUGCACUGAGACCGCAAAUUGAACGGUUCGCUCCUCAAUCAUUUUUCAAAGGUUCUCUUAUGCAAAAGAUGUGAAGCCCAUCCUGGACUGAGACACAAAUCACUGGUACUGAGACGUUCAGUCAGAGAGGAGGUUAAAGUUGCUAGAAUAAUAUAUCAAUUCUAAUCUUCAUUCACUCCUUACAGUACGCAGAGACUCCUCAAAGGGUCUCUGGAUUAAAAAAAAACUACUUUAAUCCUACAGCUGGUGUUCAUUUGAUGUAAAGCAAUAGAGUUUGGAAAAAUUUAAUUUUUCUAAUUUCUUCUCACAUUUGAUUAAGACCGUUCAGUAACAGACCUGCAGUCAGUUAACACUUUUAUGUUCUUUUGUGGAGGCAUUAUGCAAUAAAUUCAACCAAAUACAAACAACGCCACCAGCUCCCGUCACUGUCAGAAAAUGUGCUCAGGGCUUACCAGUUCUUUCAUGUAGAUUUCCUUGCCCUAAUCAAAUCUGACAAGCGAAAGUUUUUGAGAACUUGGUCAUGGUAUUUUAUUUUUUGUUGUUUUUGCGGUCAAUAAGAAGCUGACACUCCUCACAUUCUGCCUGUUGUAAGCACUUACAAAUAGAUCAAGGACCUUUCCUAUGCACCCACGGCAUUUAGCCGGUAGACCCAUGCGUUUUUCUUUCAUUUUCAAACAUUGUAUGUUUUUAAAAAUAUAUAUUUGCUUGGCCUAUAAUCAUACCUUUUUCAUAUUAAUCUUGAUGCAAUCCAUGUUUUAAGUACCUUACCCACAGGCGUGGUCACCUCCUUCUGAAAUACUAAUUGGAUUUGCAGAGUGAACCAUUUUGCUGAAAUAUUAUAGUUCAUGAGUUGUGUGUACUAACUUAAUACUGAAGCUGACCACCAUUUGAGAACGACCGUCACGGCCAACUGUUGGCUAAGAUAAAGAGAAAACAUGCUUUGUGCUACUUCACUGUUCUAAAGAAAAUGUUUAAUAAAUUACAAAGGGCCAGCUCUUGUUUUUCUCUUUAAAAUCUUUCUCACUUUGGUACUGUCAUUUCCCCUGUGGCCGAUGAUCUGCUCUGUUAUUUGGACUUCAUUUGAAUUUAACGUUUGCUUUGUGACUAUGCAGCUUGUAACUGAAACCCCUGUUCUCUGUUGCAUCUGAUGUAUCAUGAGUCUGAAGCAUAAUCAAUCCACUUGCACAAAUAUUUGGACAGGUUUUCAAUUUUAAUAUAAACCAGAGUAUCUACAUCUUCUUUCUUUUGGCAGAUCUUCCUUAGAGUUCCUAUUUGCAGAGGUUCCACUGUUGCUACCAAGAUUCAUGUUUGAAUCUCAGAUCUCCAUCUGAAUGCUUUUGAAAGAUUUUUCCCAGAGUAAAAGAGGCGUUUAUUCAACAUCAUUCGUCCUACAUCCAGUUUUCCCGGCUGUGUGGUCUAAAAUGAGUGUUAAAUCCCAGCUAUUGACAUCAUUACAAUGACAGUAUUACUACUAAAUUACAUCGUUUGUAAUUGAGAAUAACUGGACCGACGCUUAAAAUCUGUGACGAUACCAGAAAAUAGAGGAGGCGUAAUAUUUAGAGAUGGACUUGUUGUCUACUUUAAUACAAAAUUGGGCUCAUUACCUGCCUAUUUUGUUCGCCCAUUGAUAUUAUUUCUGUUGUACUUAUCACAUGAAAGAAAUUUGGAUUAUCCUUAUUAGCAGCACAUACAAUUCUCCGUAAUUACUCUUAUUGUCCUCCCUCACUGCACCUCUAUGUCGUUCAACUCAUAAAAUGUACUUUAUUUUCUCAAAAUGACUCUGUUUUUCACACCUCACAGUGAGCUGGGGAAAAAUAAAGCCCAUUCAAUGUUAAAAUGUUCCCAUUUAUCCUAAUCUUGAUGGUG
Messenger RNA from Menidia menidia (Atlantic silverside), 3951 nucleotides. The record is from the annotation of a GenBank genome assembly. Lineage: Eukaryota; Metazoa; Chordata; Actinopteri; Atheriniformes; Atherinopsidae.